UACACAACUAUCUAUCAUACACUUGGAGUACUAGAGGCGAAAUCUCUGAUAGGAAAAUGUCACAGUUUUCACAUUGUAAAAGUAGGCUAAAUGGGUAGGUUGAAACGAGUGUUGACCCGCAUCUGGUUGCUGUGAGAGAUGAGCCGUGCUGAACAGAAGCAAUGACAUGUUUAUGGCCAGGUGUUGAGGAAUGGACCUUACCAAAUUGCUCCCUGGGUGGAUGAUCUUGUCUUUUGAAGGCUGAAUCCAGUAUCCGACACCUGAUUUGUCUGGCGAAGUGUUCCCUCUCAGCCACAAACAUGAAAUAUAUGCUCUGGGGUGAGCAAUAUCAACUUUUAUUGAGGGACACACUCCUCCCAGUCUGCAUGGGUCUUUGGGUCAGAAGUCGCAGUCGGUUCAUCAAGUUUGUCGAUGUCUCACAGGGGUGAAAGAGUAGCCUCAGGCCGCUCCAGAUCCAGGAGAGCUGCUUCCUCUCAGACGGCUGGUCAGGAGGUUUGGAGACCCGGUUCUGAUGACUGCGUUCAGGAUCCGCUGCCAGACCCGACCCAGACACUGAGCCAGGAGAUAUCUGGAUAUUUAACACCUCUGCCAUCAGAGUUUUCUGUUUUUGUGUCCACAGGUCAGGACCACUGGAGGAGGAAGUGGCAGAGCGGCAGCCAGCAGAGCCCAGACGAUGGACGUCCGUCCACUCCAUUUAAAAGGCUUGAUAAACGCUCUCACAGAGGUCCAACAGCCUCGACGAGUGGAUGUGCCCUCCGCUGCCGGGUCAAGUUCCUGUCGGGCCGCCAGAGACUUGGUCGAUCUGCUCGGGGUGCCAUGGAGGAGGCUUCUUCUGUGAACAAGAGCUCAACAGAAAAACCUACAAAAUGUCAGAAGAGGAAAGUAUUUGGUUCUUUCUUCCGGAGGCUGUGGAAGGCUAUGAAGAGUCCUUUCGGCUGCUGUUUCCACAGUAGUGCUGUGGAUGUUGUGGAGCCUUUUGUCCUUCCAGCAGAUCUGGAGUCAGAGCCUGAUCCUGAACCGUCACCUGCUCCAGAUCGCUCCGCCGUCAAGACAAAUAACGAGUCCUUUGAGUCUCUCUACAACGCGGGAGAGAUGAUUGGAUCUGGAGGAUUUGGCAGGGUGUUCGAGGAAACACACAGAUUUGACACCAAAAAGGUUGCAUUCAAGCGGAUUCGCAAGACUGACAACAAUCGUUAUCUUGAUAUUCCCGGGCAUCCCAAGCCUCUCGUUACAGAAGUGGCGCUGCUGCUGAUGAUGAGGCGAGAACCCAUCAGCCCCUACAUCAUACAACUAUACGAGUGGUUUGAACAUCCUUGAAAAUUCACUCUGGUCAUGGAGUUCCCUGAACCCUGCGAGAGCUUGCUGGACUUCAUCGUUCGUCAUCCUCAACUGGACGAAACAACAGCGCGGGUCAUCAUGCCACAGGCUGUGCUGGCAGUACAACACUGCAUUGAGCACGGCGUUUUUCACAAUGACGUCCAUGCGCAGAACUUCCUGUUGAAGAAAAACACGUUAGAGCUCAAGCUGAUAGACUUUGGCUGCGGUCAGCUGUUUAGCAGCGAUGGCUACAAGAGGGACCUAGCCCGUGGAAUGCUGUAUUACUGCCCACCUGAAGCCUUGACAGACCCUCGAUUCCACGCCGUCCCAGCGAAUGUCUGGUCUCUAGGAGUGUUGCUGUAUGAGAUGGUGAACGCAUGUUCUCCUUUUCAGGAUAGAGCGGAAAUCACACGAGCCAAAGUCACAUUUCAGAACUCCAGCUUAUCCAAAGAAUGCAGACAUCUGAUUAGCCAGUGCCUGACCCGGGAUCCAACUAAACGGCUGACGACAGAGCAGAUGUUACAACACAAAUGGAUUCGAAAUGAUGUAGAUUGGAGAAGUUCAGAAGAUUCACUCGAUCAGUGAUUACAGGAAGUAACAGACUUGCUGUACUCGGAGGAGGGCUUGAACUCGAGACUCGACUGAAGCCUGAAGUCCAACCCCAACCUGACAGGAACUCACCAGAGACUCAGAGCCUGUCCACGUCUGAGCAAGAACAUGAGAGAUGACAAGACUGGAAAGAAGUCAUCAAGUCAUCACAUCUAUUUGCUUUGUUUUAAAAGUCAAGACAAGUCAUCUUUGUUUAUAUAGAACUUUGAAGUAACUAGAUACAUGUAGCGGCAUUACGUAAUUUAAUUACAAAAUAAAUGUAACUGUAAACCAUUGUUUUGGAGAAAGAUUAACAUAUUUGCCUUUUUUGGCAGAAGACAGGACCUCUCCUGGCUUAAUGUGUUCCCAGCAGUUGAAAACACCCUCUCACUAGGGGUGGAAGAGGCUUGAGCACAGAGGUAGACUGUUGCAAUUUUUGUGAGAAGGGGCAAAAUAUCUCUCUUCUCCCACCAUCACAUCGCAGGAUCUUCAGCCAUAGGAAUGGUAGACAGGCUUUUGUAGAGCUCAACCUCCAGGUCAACUCAUUCGCUAAGGGUGAGGGCCGAGGUAUCCUGUUGGAUCGUAAACCUCAAUUUCCUGUCCUCCUCUGAGAACAGCUCCUCCAAGGCACUCCUUGUUUUGUACAAUGGAGGAAACUGUUUCCUCCAUUUCCUCACCUUUUCCUUCAGACUUCUCCUUUUGCUGGUGAUCUGUCUGUCUGUUCCAGCCCUGUUAUUGGUCCUGUCACAUUGUCAACAGCUUUCUUCCUCAAUCUGUCCCAAGUUGCAUCACUGACUGACCCCCCUUUAAAUCUGGGGUCCAGUGCUGGGGCUUCAUGCCGGAAGGCUUGAAUGUCAUCAUUCUGAUAUCGCUGGGAGAGGUUCUCCCACACCUUCUCUUUGAUAGAUGCCACAAACAUUGUAUCCUCAUCCUUCACAGUAAAAUGGUCUUCCAUUUUUUGAAGGAUGGGUAAGAUCUGUCCACAGGUGGCAUUCUUCUCACAUGACACACACAGUGUGGAUGUAUAGAGGAUUCUAAUGAGCUGGAAAACUCCUUAUGGAAGUCCUCAUCUUUCAGACGGUCCAGGUUGUCUUCUUUGGGCAAUGCUUUUCACAGCUUGGAUCGCUGAAUACUGCUCCAUGAAUCUCUCUAUCAUUAGAUAGAAUCUCUCUAUCUCUAUCACUUGAAUAUUGAAUUAAAUUGCUAGAUGCGUGAAUUUCAAAAAUAACAUUUAUAAUAAUAGAUUGAACUGCCUAACCAAGGAGCUGCUGCUUUUACGUCAACACCGUUUCGACAGAGGAUCUCUUGAACCACACGACCACUGCUCUGAUUCGGGCUGCCCAUUCAUCAAUGGAUGCAAUUAGAUACAUUUUCUGUGCUGCCAGAAUCAAUGUAUGUGCAAAACAUCCUAUUUUUAGGAUCUGUAGCUUCUUGAUGGCAAUAUCCAUAUUGCCAGCAUUAUCAACGGUUACAGCUACAAUCUUGCUCGGCUCAAUCGCAAGCUUCCAGAAUGUCAGAGAUCUCCUCUGCCAAUACUUCGCCAGUUUGUGAUUUGUAAACUGCCCUGGUGUUGAGGACCUUCUGUUUUACACUGCCCUGGCUUGUGUAGUGCACUGUAACAGUGAGAUAGUGAUCCUGAUGGAGGCUGGUCCAUCCAUCUGUUGUAAUGGCCAGCUUUGGCUUGUCCUUCAGCUCUCUGAUCACAUUGGCCUUUUUAACACCAUACCAAGAAGGAAUUAACAUGUCAUUGGGUAUAUUUUGGGUUGAGUGCCUUGCAUAUAUCCCUAUGGUAAAAAAGCAAUGAUAGUUUUAAUUUGUUAUAUUAUCAUUAUUAAAUUAUUGUGUUGCUGUUUAUUGUAUUGUUGAGUGAUGGGACUAAUAUACAACCCUUUUAUAAUACUACUAUAUAUUUUUUAUAAUACUACUAUUUAUUUUUUUUCUGGUGUACAAAAGCAAAACACGUCGGACUGCGGAGUGGCUACAGAAAUUGAAAUCUAUAGUUAACGCUGUGUGCUGAUGUUGUUAACAUUAACAAUUUGAGAACAAAGUAUAACAAUACUAAUCAUUUGCACAGUUUGUUCUGAUCCAGCAAUCGUUAGAUUUAAUCACCAUUGGCAGUGCGAUUUAUUGUAGGCCUAAUGUUUUUGGGGUUUUUUUAGUCAGAAAAAAAGUGGCAGACAUGUUACUUUUGUUUGCUCAGAUGACAUUUUCCAGUGAAAAUUCUUAUUUUGGUCAUACUUCCAAGACAUAGAAUCAGUGAUUCCGAAAUACAGUAUCCACAAUUGUGUGGUGACUGACAGUAAACAUUAGAUUCUUCAUCGCUGAGGAACCGUGCCGAGGCACAACCACAUAAAGAUGAUAAUACCGCAAAUAACUGCAAUUGCAGGUUUCAAACAGAGAUGGCAACAAAGAGGCACAACUUACAGACUGCAGCUUUAAAAAAGUAAUUGAAAUAGAUACACUAUAUACAUUUUUAAAUAGGGUAACUUGUAAUCUGUAAACUAUUACAUUUCCAAAGUAACCUUCCCAACACUGUGUACAUAUAUUUAUACAAUACAGAUUGUUUCAAAGCAGCUAGUGUUAAACAGGCAGAUAAUGAUCAGUGAUGCAAACACAAUUCAAUUCUGCUGUAAAGCAGCAGUGUCAUUAUUCAGCUGAAGUCAGUUCAGUGAUAAUUCAGUUCAGUUAACUUUGUAAAGUUCAUAAAUUAUUAAAUUAGUUCAAUUCUGCUGUAAAACAGCUCUGCAAAAAAACAGUGAUGUCAUCAUUCAGCUCAAUAAAAAAAUUCUUGAGAAACAUUAUACGUGGAUCUUAGUGGGAUUACAAAAAGUAUGACAUGAUCCCUUUAAAUAAAUGCUUUCAAAGAAUAGAAAACUCAGGUGUGUGAUACCCCUACAUGGUUAUGUUACAAAUAAAAUAAAACAAAAUAAAAAGAUCAGCUUCACAUAAGUCAUGUUCAGUGCAUUACAAACCUUGAUAUUUUGUGUUUCUUCUUGACAGACAUGAUCUCAAU
Megalobrama amblycephala (Wuchang bream) is the source of this 4918-nucleotide messenger RNA. RefSeq lists its product as uncharacterized. The record is from RefSeq and is a predicted model, not a curated record. The transcript has 14 exons. Gene Ontology annotation, molecular function: ATP binding; protein serine/threonine kinase activity. Lineage: Eukaryota; Metazoa; Chordata; Actinopteri; Cypriniformes; Xenocyprididae. Bases 412 to 1317 code for a protein of 301 amino acids. Gene Ontology annotation, cellular component: cytoplasm. Gene Ontology annotation, biological process: protein autophosphorylation; negative regulation of apoptotic process; regulation of mitotic cell cycle.